This is a messenger RNA of Melitaea cinxia (Glanville fritillary), 946 nucleotides long. RefSeq names its product heterogeneous nuclear ribonucleoprotein A1-like. The record is from RefSeq and is a predicted model, not a curated record. The transcript has 6 exons. Lineage: Eukaryota; Metazoa; Arthropoda; Insecta; Lepidoptera; Nymphalidae. Gene Ontology annotation, molecular function: RNA binding. The coding region runs from base 1 to 933 and encodes 310 amino acids.
AUGGAGUCAAUGGAGAUGUUAAGAACACCGAUGAAUGUAAAACCUGACGAAGAUGAAUAUGAAGAACCGGAGCAUACGAGAAAAAUUUUUAUCGGCGGUCUCGAUUACCGAACAACAGACGCGUCUUUGAAAAAAUUUUACGAACAAUGGGGGGAGAUAGUGGACGUCGUUGUCAUGAAGGAUCCUCAAACGAAGAGGUCUAGAGGAUUUGGUUUCAUAACUUAUUCUCACUCUCAUAUGGUUGACGACGCUCAAAGAAACAGACCACACAAAAUCGACGGGAGAGUAGUUGAACCAAAAAGAGCUGUGCCUCGUGAUGAGAUUAAAAGACCAGAUGCAAGUGCAACAGUAAAGAAAUUAUUUGUUGGUGGUUUAAAGCAAGACAUUGAAGAGGAAGAUUUAAGAGACUACUUUAGUUCCUACGGGAACAUAAUGUCUGUUAGUUUAGUCACUGAGAAAGACACUGGCAAGAAAAGAGGUUUUGGAUUUGUUGAAUUUGAUGAUUACGACCCAGUUGAUCGGAUAUGCUUACAGCAAACCCACAAAAUUAAAGGGUACUGUCUAGAUGUAAAGAAAGCACUGUCCAAGUCGGCAAUGUCGUCUGGUGGUGGCAGCGGGAGACGUGGUGGACGAUGGGGCAACCGACAGGGACAAGAUUAUGGAGAUUCUGGUUAUGGUGGUGGCUGGGGAAAUCAAAACCCUUGGGAUAAUUCCAAUAAUUGGGGAAAUCAGGGAUAUGGGGACCAAAGAGGCUGGAAUCAAGGUAGUGAUAACUUUGGGAGUGGAUACCAACAAAACUACAGUGGUGGUCCGAUGCGUCAGAACUUCAAUACCUCUCGUCAGCAACCUUAUAAUACAGGUGGAUAUAAUAGUGGAGGAGGGCAAAACUUCAAUAACAUGGCUUCGACUGGAGGAAACCAGCGUCGUUUUUAAGACAAACCAUCUC